This is a messenger RNA of Scylla paramamosain (green mud crab), 1944 nucleotides long. It is a transcript of the gene Phyhd1, whose product is annotated as phytanoyl-CoA dioxygenase domain-containing protein 1-like. The transcript is spliced from 9 exons. The record is from RefSeq and is a predicted model, not a curated record. Lineage: Eukaryota; Metazoa; Arthropoda; Malacostraca; Decapoda; Portunidae. The coding region runs from base 939 to 1814 and encodes 291 amino acids.
UCUCUCCAUUAAUGAAGCGAUAAUUCGCAACAUGAUGGAUGCUGUCAAUGGCAGGGUAACAACUUCACUAUUUCCUGUAGAGGAUUUGCUUCACACAAUAGAAAUUGGUCAGUCAAAUUGACACCAGUGUAUGCAGCGGACAUGAUCCAGUAUUACUACCCAUUGCUGGAAGCUACCUUGACCACAGAUGCGAUAAUUGUAAACAUACCUUUUAAAUCUCAGGAUCAUUUUGAGGCUUAUGAGAUUAAACCUUUUCCAUUUUCCGUUAAUAAUUCUGUGAUGACACUGGACAUGAAUCCUUCCUUAGUGCUAAUAGCCAAGGAUUUUUCAUUAUAUACAAUUGGAGAUUUAACUGAAUUAAAACGUUGUAAAUCUUCAUACUUGCAUUUGUACCAUUGUUCAAGUAUCCAAUUUGCUUUCUUAGCUGUAGUAAAAGGUAUUUGUGAAGUCGUCUUGACACGUUCAGAGGCGUCUGCAGCUCUAACACUCUGUCCAUACAAGCAUGUGGUUUCAAAACCUAUUUUCCAUUGCAAUUUUCAUGGAUAUCAUUACUUUUAUUUCACAGAAAACUUUUACGUCUCAGUGACUUGCCCAGAAGGGACCACCUAUGAGGAGGUUAUAGGACAUUAUGCGGUACAAGAUGCUUGUCAUCCGGGUGGGGUCCCGACCUUGAAGACGAUGCCCGCCUGACAACGCAGCUAUCCCUCAGUCCUCAAUACUCGUGGUGGUGUUUAGAGGAGAGGGAGGUUGUCCCGCUACGACGCUACUGUUCUCCUCUUGUCGAUACCAUAAGCCAAGCACCAGCUGUACCUGGAUCCCCCACAGCCUGCGCGUGUCUUCUGAGGGCGUUGCGACGCGGAGAGAAUAACUGGUAUUCCACCAGCGGGAGUAGCACGCCAUCGAAUUCUUGUUAAAGUUUUCAAGAACUGUUCUCAGUCAUGGCUAUUACUGCAGAGCAUCUAGAAAAGUUCCAUCGCGAAGGGUGUGUGGCCGUGCCUGGCUUCCUCACUGAAGAAGAAGCAGACUCUCUCCGCUCAGCUUGCCGCCGUCUCGUGGACCAGAUGGACCCCGCGCAGCAUACCCCGACCAUUUUCUCUACCACUAACCACCAGCAGUCUCGCAACAAGUAUUUCCUCAACAGCGGAGACAAAGUUUGCUUCUUCUUUGAGGAGGAAGCCCUCGACAAGGACGGCAGCCUUAAGGUGGACAAACAUGUUUCCCUCAACAAGGUGGGCCACGCACUGCAUUGGUUGGUGCCGGAGUUCCGCAGCGUUUCAUUCUCGGAGAAAGUGAAGACCACGGCCCGGCAACUGGGGUUCAUUUCCCCAGCUGUGGUCCAGUCCAUGUACAUCUUUAAGCAGCCAGGCAUAGGAGGAGAAGUCACUCCGCACAAGGACUGUACAUUCCUGUCCACGGAGCCUCAGAGCUGCAUAGGAUUCUGGUUUGCCCUGGAAGAUGUAACCCUCGAGAAUGGCUGCCUGUGGUACGUUCCAGGAUCGCAGCACAGACCGACCAGCCGCAGAUUCGUACGCAACGAUGAAGAGAGUGAUGACCUGACCUUCUUCACGGCACCACCUGACCCCGAUGAUCCCUCCAAAUACGUUCCUGUCCCUGUCAAGAAAGGCACUUUAGUGUUGAUUGACGGCCAAGUGGACCACAAGAGUGAGAAGAACACCUCCCCACAUUCGCGUCACAUAUAUACUUUCCACGUCAUCGAGCGCCACAACACAUUGUGGGACGCCCGCAACUGGCUACAACCAACGCCGGAGAUGCCUUUCACGGGGCUCUUCGAAAAUAAGGCUUCAGACGCUUGAUCUCCAAGUCCAAUCACAUCCUGUAUUGGCAUCCUCUUUUUUUUUUUUUUUUUUUUCACAGCUUGCACAAUUUGUUGUCAGAACUAUGGCAACUGAUGAUUCGGGCAAUAUCUUUUAGAAAUGGUCAUUU